CUUGUCUUGUGCUUGCCACCUGGUCACACUGUUACCCACUCAUUCACUGCAGGCUGCAAAAAUUAUAGAACAAAUUAAAAACGCAAUAAUAGAAUCACCGCAGCGAAUUCGACGCAAUCACGGAGUCCAGUGCUCCGUAACCCAAACGAAAGCAAUUAACCGUGUUCAACGUAGAGAAUAGUCCAUGAAAGUGGGUGUAUCCGUUGGCAAAAAGCAAGAUACCCCUUUGUGUUUGUUUUUUGUUCGUUAUAAUUUUGUUUGUCGCUCGGUUUGGAUUGCGAUUUAAUGGUAAGGGAGGGGACUCGCCGCAGGGGUGCUCCCAAGUGAUUUUCCAUAGCCAGCGCCGCCGAGUGGACGGGAAAUGCCAAUCGGCAUGACGAACAUGUCGCCAGCAGCGUCAUCACUGGUUUUCCUCGCUCUUCUGCAGACAGUUACCUGCUACACCGUCAUCAUCACUGCUCCCGAACAGGCCCUCAUCGGAUCCACCAUCAAUGUGUCCGCCCAGCUCUUCGAUGGCGACAAACCGGCUGACGGAGGCAGGCCCUACAGGUUCACAUGGUCCGACAGUGCUGGCCAUCGAAAGGUGAUUGAAACGAACAGCGUUAGCAGCAAUUGGUCUGUGGUCUUCACGCAAGAACAACCGGCGACGCAUGUCAUCAAGGUGGAAGUGGAGAAGUUCGUCACAUUUUUUUGGGUGACGGAGGCUAAGGCCUCGAGGGGAAUCAAGCUGGACAGCUUGCUCGGCGGCAGCCUGGAGCUGAUUCAGAACAAUGUGAUGCGACCCCAUGAGUUUGUGUCCACCCAGGAGGCGGUGAAUCACAGCGUAUCACUUUCCGAUGCGGACCUACUUUUUCUGCAGUCGAAGGGUUAUCGCAUUCUGACGUAUUGGUUUCAGAACUGCACAUAUCUCGGCAUGUCCAGUGCGUUGGACUAUGUGGCCACAUAUCCGAAAGCUGAGCAAUAUUAUGACAUGGAGGCGUUAGUGGUGGCUUCACUGGAACUUCCGCCGGAGCCGACGCCCUCAACUACGACGACCACCACCACAACAACCACAACUACCACUACCACCACCACUACAACUCCAGCAACAACAACCACUUCAACAACACCUGCCACAACGACCACUCCAAAAACCACAACAUCAUCCACAAGUACAACGACCACAACGACUCCAAAGCCGCCGGCACGAUCCAAACGUGACUUAAUCCAGGCCAUGCAUGCCAACGCUGCUCUUCUAGGCUUGAACUUAACCAGUGCGCUAAACCAGCAAAAGUCAUCCGCUGGGAAUGUGUCCGUGGCUUUGGUCAAUCCGCUGGGAGUGCGAAGGGUGUCCAAGCUCACACUGGUGCCCGGUCUGCAGCCGCCUUUCGAUUGCGUGAGCAAAAAGUUCGUCGCCCAGGACCCCAAGCAGAUAUACGGCUACUACCAGCAUCGCGUUGUAUCCAAGGAUCCUAUAACCGGUUUCGGCACCACGGGCAAGAAUUGGUUGCAACACUGGGAGGUGCUUAAACUCAAUGUCAACUGCAAAGGAUCGCCGCCGUUUGAGCUUUGCACUCGAGUCUUCACUGCUCCUUACAACUCCACGGGCAAUGAGACCUGCGAUCAGUAUGAGCCGAUAGAGACGUGCUCGUAUGAGUAUAUGCGUUACUUCAGUGAAAGCAAGACCAUUCUGUUCUUCAUACGCAACGAGGUCUCCCAAACACUUAAUCAGGUCACCAUAAACAUGUAUGAAGCUCAGCGUCAAUCUCAGCUUUCGGUUGUAGUUGUGCCCGUAAGCUGCACUUUGGUGGCGGUGAUUCUUGUUGUUUUCGGCGUGGCCUACUAUAUUCAACGGGGAAAUCGCUUCAAUGUUGAAGUGGCCGAUUUCAACUUCGGCGACACACAAUCGGUGGACAUGGAGUACAAGACAUUCCCGCAGCGCCUAAUCGAUAGCAUCCGCGAUGCGUGCACGUGGCCGGGUCAGCGGCGUCACUCGCAGUCCAGCGUAGAUCUCAUGGCGGACCAGGACCAGCCGCCCAGUCCGAGCUUUGCAGGCAAUGUGGGCGAUGUAGACAGCAACCUGCGCUACAACACUUUCAACUAGGUUCUCGAGGGAUUCGGUUCGAAAGCGGUUACCUAUGCAAAAUAUUCAUAUAAUUUUAGUUCCGCCGCUUAAGUUUGAAGACCUGCUCCCAUUUCCAUGCAAUUGUAUAGUCUUGAGCCCAAAUUUCGGUUUGAGAUCCAUGGGGGGAUCAGGUGUGAUAGUUAUUUGUUAUUAUUUGUAUGCGCACUCUUCGUGCUUUAGUCAUUUUCUUGUUGUACACCAGCAUAUUGGGGACGCACUGCUCCCCACAUGUACAUGUAUAGAGAUGAUAGAAUCUUUUUUACGUUUCCAAAUACUUAUCGUCCCCUACGUUACCAUUGUAAUCAUCUCCUUUGAACAUUACGCACACACUUGCUCAUCGAUGGCCAAAAUGUGGAGUAACAAGCAUCCAUUGGACCGCAAUCAGUUCCAGGAUUUGGGAACGCAACUGCAGAUCCCUUUGGAUAUUGAUAAAGACUGUCUUUGUUCUAAAAGCAAAAGUAAAUCUGGUUAAAAAUGUACACCUAACUUAUGCAUGGCGACUUGCUCGUCGUGAGGAGUUACAUAGAUGCUAGCAUAAGUCAAUUGGAUUGUAUCCCUUGUAUCGUGAUCGAAUUCUCUGACAAAGACAAGCCCAUCACACACUUAACACGCGCGACACAAAUAUUCAUUGUGAUAGAAAUAGAACAAACAGUAUGUACGUUUACUAAAACGAAAAGUUUGAAGAAAACCCGUAUACUUAUAAAGCUAC
This is a messenger RNA of Drosophila melanogaster (fruit fly), 2813 nucleotides long. RefSeq lists its product as uncharacterized. The transcript has 7 exons. Bases 362 to 2083 code for a protein of 573 amino acids. NCBI's taxonomy places the organism in Eukaryota, Metazoa, Arthropoda, Insecta, Diptera, Drosophilidae. The record is from RefSeq and is marked reviewed.